CCAGCUUCAGUUGUGUUGCGGCGCUCAAAUGGAGAGGACCACCUAGAUCAGAGACCAGAGACCAGACACCAGACACCCGAGAGCGGAAGUACUAGAAAUCCCAGCCGCGAUCCAAGCCGAUUCCGAUUCCGACCGCUGACCGACAGCGGAGAACGCAAUAAGCUGCGAAACUGUAACCGCCGCUGCGCAUGCGCAGAGACGGAGCUUGUACCGAUCUACGGGAACGAGUGCGAGUGCGAGUGCGAGUACGAGUGCUAGUUCGAGUGCGAGUACGAGCUACGAGCUACGAGUACUUGCGGUUGUGCUGUGGCGCUGUGGUGGCAGCUCGGGCUUAAUUAUUGCCCUCCCUCCCAGCAGCACCUAAAAGUUUAGUUGUUUGUCUGCAUUCUCCGUUCUCCAUUCUCGUGUGAGUGCCAGUGCCAGAGCCAGAGGCAGAGGCAGUGCCAGAGCCAGUGUGUACCGGAGUGUGUGUCUCUGUGGUGUAACGCUUUUCCAUCUCCCUGCUCUGGGAAAACAUUCUGCCCGCGUUAGCGCUUUCUUUUUGUGUAUAACAAAAUAACAAAAGGGAACUGGCCAAAAACAAAUGUAAACAAGGCUUGUGCCGCGGAGAAUCCGGAGACUUGUGCAAUCCGAGCGACAAACAAAAGAUUCAAGCAGCCCCAAAAGUUUCCCAGCAGAAGUGCAAUUUUACCAGCAGCAGCAGCAGCAGCCAAACAAAAAGAAAAUCCGAAAUGAAAACGUGGAAACAGCUGCCAAACGAGGGGCGGCGGCUCCUCCUCUUGCUGCUUUGUUGUCUCUCCCACUUGACCCACCGCAGCGAGGCCUGGCGGCCAUGUCCGGAGCUCAGUCCCGCCCUGCGUCUGCCAUGCAGGUGCAAUGUAGUGCCGUUUGCAGCGACCGGGCAGCUCGGAGCCGUGGCCAUGGACUGCGAUCGCGUUGUCUUCCAUGGCGAUGCCCCACAGCUGCCGUACGGAGCCCCCAUUGUGGCAUAUACGCAACGCUACAGCGGCCAACAGGUUCUGCCAGCCCAGGCAUUUGGCCAGCUGAAGUUGACCAUCGAGGAGCUGGAUCUGUCCAACAACCUGAUCAGGCGUAUACCCGAAAAGGCCUUUGAUGGCCUCAAGGAUUCCCUGAACGAGCUGCGGCUGGCCAACAAUUUGCUGGGCGACAACCUCAAUCCCAUUUUCUCCACGGCCGAGUUGCACGUGCUGAAGAACCUGAGGGUCUUGGACUUGUCGGGCAACAAGAUCAAACUGAUCGAGGAGGGUCUCCUGAAGGGCUGUUCGGACCUAAAGGAGUUCUAUGUGGAUCGCAACAGCCUCACGGCGGUGCCCACAAACUCCCUGAACGGUCCCAGUGGCCUGCGUCACCUGUCCCUGCGUCAGAAUUUGAUUGGGGCGCUGCUGCCGGACUCCUUCAACGCCCAACGGCAGCUGGAGAUCAUUGAUCUGCGCCACAACAUCCUUCGCAGCAUCGACAGUCUGGCCUUCAAGGGCCUGCAGCGGAUACGGGAAAUCAAGCUGGCAGGCAACCGCAUCACCCACCUGAACAGCGACGUCUUUGAAAAGCUGCAGACGCUGCAGAAGCUGGAUCUGUCCGAGAACUUUUUCGGCCAGUUUCCCACCGUGGCCCUGGCAGCAGUACCCGGCCUGAAGUUCCUAAAUGUCUCCUCAAACAUGCUACAGCAACUGGACUACACCCACAUGCAGGUGGUGAGGACCUUGGAGACCUUGGACAUGAGCCGCAACAGCAUAACCAGCCUUACACCUGGUACCUUCAAGGACAUGAACGCUCUCAAGUAUCUGGAUCUCAGCUUGAAUUCCCUGAGAACGAUUGAAGACGAUGCCCUGGAGGGGUUGGAGAGCCUCCAGACCCUCAUCAUCAAGGACAACAACAUUCUACUGGUGCCGGGCAGCGCUCUGGGGCGCCUGCCCCAGCUCACGUCUCUCCAGCUGGACUUCAAUCGAGUGGCCGCCCUCUCGGCGGAGAUCUUGGGGUCUCUUCAGGCGGGCGACAUCACCAGCCUGUCGCUUUCGAGGAACGUCAUUCGGGAACUGCCCCCCGGCAGCUUCCAGAUGUUCAGCAGCCUGCACACCCUGGACCUUGCAGGCAACUCCCUGGCGGUCGUCAAUGCUGACACAUUUGCUGGACUGGAGGGCACACUGAUGGCCCUGAAGCUGUCGCAGAAUCGGCUAACAGGCCUCGGAGGGACGCCCUGGGAGCUGCCAGAACUGCGAUCCCUCGACCUGAGUGGAAACAGUCUGACAGAAAUACCGAUCAGCAUUUUUGACGAGCUGGAGAAUCUGCAGUCCCUGAACAUAAGUGGCAACCACUUGGCCGCCCUCACGGGAGCUCUGUUCAAGCCGCUCGCUCGCCUGCAGGUCAUCGAUCUGAGUCGCUGCAACAUCCGCCAGUUGAGCGGCGACCUGCUGGCUGGACUGCAGGACCUCAAGCACAUCCACAUCAACGACAAUCAGCUGCAGGAGCUGCAGGACGGGACUUUCGUGAACCUGUGGAACAUCAGCUCGAUUGAUCUGUCCAACAACCGCAUCGAGUCCAUCCGCACGGGGGCCUUCGUAAAUGUGAUGAAGCUGAAGAGACUGAAUCUGCAGGGGAACCAGCUGUCGGCCUUCAAGGGCGAGUACUUCAACACGGGCACCGGCAUCGAAGAGCUGGACAUAUCGAACAACCAGCUGAGCUACCUGUUCCCCUCCUCCUUCCGCAUUCAUCCCCGGCUGCGGGAGAUCCGGGCGGCCCACAACAAGUUCUCGUUCUUCCCCGCGGAGCUGAUCUCUUCGCUGCAGUACUUGGAGCAGAUUGAUCUGUCGCACAACCAGCUGAAGACGAUCGAGGAGCUCGACUUUGCCCGUCUGCCGCGUCUGCGUGUCCUGCUGGUGGCCCACAACCAGCUGGACAUGGUCAGCGAGAUGGCCUUCCACAACUCCACGCAGCUGCAGGUCCUGGAUCUGGCCUACAACAGCCUGGAUCGCAUCGGCGAGCGCACCUUCGAAGGCCUGGUGCGUCUGGAGCAGCUCAACCUUGAGGGCAACCGCCUGUCGGAGCUGUCCGACGGCGUCUUUGAGCGCACCAAGCUGCAGAUGCUCGAAAACAUUAACCUGGCCCACAACCGCUUCGAGUACGCUCCCCUCAAUGCCCUGCAGCGGCAGUUCUUCUUUGUAUCCUCGGUCGACCUGAGCCACAAUCGGAUCAAGGAGCUGCCAGGGGACGACAGCAUCAUGGUGAACAUCAAGCGCAUCGACCUCUCGUUCAACCCACUCUCAGUCCAGGCCGUGCACAACGUCCUCAACGAGCCGAAGACAGUCCGCGAGCUGAGUCUGGCCGGAACAGGGAUCGAGCAGUUGGAGCUGCUGGAGACUCCCUUCCUGCAGUUCCUGAACCUCUCGCACAACAAGCUGCGCCACGUGAAGCCGGAUGUGUUCCAGCGAGUCACACUGCUGGAGACAUUGGAUCUUUCCGGCAACCAGCUGCAGACCCUGGACGAGCUCUCGCAGGCCUGGCCUCAGCUGCAAGUGCUCCAGGAGCUGGACGUGUCCAACAACAGCUUUGAGAUCAUUUCGCAGGCCAACUUUGGGCAGCUGGAGAUGCUGCGAUCGCUGCGUCUGAGCCACCUGCCGCAGUGCAGCAGAAUCGAGAAGAACGCCUUCAAGCAGCUGCCGAACCUGGUCCAUCUGGAGGCGUACGAUCUGCCCCUCUUGGGCUACCUCGACCUGCAGGGCAUCCUCGAGCUGCUGCCCGGCCUGGAGACGCUGGACAUCGAGGUGAAGGACUCGAGCAUAGGCAGCGAGCAGAUCCAGCCCCUGAAGCAUCCGCGCCUGAGCAGCCUCGGCAUUCGCGGGGAGCGUCUGAAGUCCAUAUCCUCGGGCACCCUGGCAGGCCUCAAGAGCAGCGAGCUGAUGAUCAAACUGGUGAACACCUCUCUCAGUGCCCUGCCGCCGGCGCUGCUCUUCCCCGUGCCGCGCUCCUCGCAGCUCAACCUGAACGUUGAGGGCUCCCAGAUUACGGUCCUGGUGCCGCAGUUCCUCAAUGCUCUGGAGGAUCGCCGUGCCAGUCUGCAGCUGCAGGGUCUGGCCAGCAAUCCCAUCGUGUGCGACUGCAACGCCCGGGCUCUGCGGCGCUGGCUGCCCAACUCGGGGAUGCCCGAUGUGACCUGCCAGGCGCCGGCCUUCCUCGCCAACCGAAAGCUCAUCGAAGUGGGCGACGAUGAACUGACCUGCGACGCCCGCCGCAUGACUUCCUCCACAUUCCGACCCACCAUCACAGUGCCACCUCUGCACAAGUCGUCCAGCCAGCUGGUGACCCGGAGCAGCUCCACGACCGAGGAACCCCUGAUCAUAUGGAGCCUGGAGCCCACCCAGCCGCCCAGCCUGAAGAAGAUCAAGACGAAGGCUCCGCUGAUGAAGGCCCAGUCGCCGAUCAUCAGCAACGACGACACGCUUAUCAUUGGCAUCGUCGGUGGCGUGGUGGCUUUCAUAGCCAUCCUGAUCAUCAUCAUAUGCAUCAUUCGGCUGCGCAUGAGCAACGCCGAGUACCAGCAGAGCACGGCCAUGAUCGGCAUUCCGUCCGGCAUGCACAUGGGUGCCCACAACGCGGCCUACAACUACAAGAAUGCAGCUGGUGCCGCUCUCUACGCGGUUCCGCCGUACCAGGCCAGCUACGCCACUCUGCCCCACAAAGCGGCCUCCAUUCACCAGUCCACACAGAAUCUGACUCAGCGCCAGCAGCAGCAGCAGCAACAGCAACAGCAGCAGCAACAGGCGGCUGCUGCAGCCGCCGCCUACUCAACCAUGUCCCGCAUGUCAUACUUCAGUGGAGCGGGUGCGGGAGGGGGAGGGGGAGUCCCUGGGAAUGCCGAUGGGGCAGAAAGCCUGACGCAGCAUCAGCACCAACAUCAACACCAGCCCUAUAUCAUAUACUCGGAUGACAAGGCCUACAGAUAAACUUGACUCUUAAUUGACUUCUUUCCCCACAGACAGUCCAGUCACACAUCCCCAUCCCCAUCCCCAUCUAUAUCUACAUCUAUUUCAGUCUCAGUUAGUCAGUCAGCCGCAUCGCAGUGGCUGCCCCAAAAACAGGUUCUACAUUCUCAGCCUUCGUUGUACAUAGACUUAAUGCUACAUUCUAACUGUAACCCUAACUGUAUCGUAUCUAUAUUUAACCAUACUAUACUCAUACCAUACCAUAAUUAAGCGCAGGCAAAUCGCAGGCAAAUGCGAGGCGUAAUAAACAAAUUGUAGUAUAAUCAACA
This is a messenger RNA of Drosophila pseudoobscura, 5266 nucleotides long. Its product is annotated as protein artichoke. The transcript has 7 exons. The record is from RefSeq and is a predicted model, not a curated record. Gene Ontology annotation, cellular component: extracellular matrix. Bases 732 to 4958 code for a protein of 1408 amino acids. Gene Ontology annotation, molecular function: protein binding. NCBI's taxonomy places the organism in Eukaryota, Metazoa, Arthropoda, Insecta, Diptera, Drosophilidae.